UUCCUCCUUGUAAUCCGCCAUAUUGGAGUCUAUCUCGGCUCCGCUGUGGUCGGUUAUUCGCUAUCUCUGUCACCCCGGACGCGGGUAUUGGUUCUGUUAACGAUAACGGCGCUGCGGCACGUUAUCCGCCUCAGUAAAGGUUCUGCAGCCGAUUGUUUGGCCUCUUCCUGUCUCUGUGCCCCGUCUCCCGGUAGUUCGGUGGCGGCAGGUGGUGUUGCUCAGCGAUGAGCCCAGCCGAUGCAAAGAGAGGGGCGAAGCGGAGGAAGAACAAGCGCGGCGGAGGCAGCAGCUCCGGGGAUGUGAAGGCCGCAGCUCUGCGGGGGCAACACAGUGCUGCAAACACAGGCAGCAGUGUGGGAGCAGGGAGCGGCGGAGGCCUGGUGUCCAGCACAGCCAGUAACUACACUUCCACCCCAUCCGGGGCUGAGAUUGCUUUAAACGGUACCCCCUUCUCAGAUGGACCACUGGGCUCAGACUUUACCAGCGUCCCCCAGGCUCCUUUUACGUUUGGCCUGGGUCAGAGGGCUCCUUACACGACAGGAGAGCACUGCCUUCUGUGUAGGAGCGAACGUAAGGACAUCACUCUCUCCGAGUGCGGCACUAAAAACUCAAGCAAAAUAGCACUUUCCACAUCUCCAAAAGCCAAUUCCAAGAUGCACCUUCCUCUCUGGGUGUGCGCCGACUGCCGACGGACGGUUGAGAAUGAGGAGAUACACACCACUCAAGACCAGUCCUUGGUAAGUCAAGAUUUUCUUUUGCACAUGGCACCAGGAAACAGCGGGUCAAAGCAAGAGUCAGUUGGUGGGGGAAGAAUGCUUGUAGGGGCACAGACUGUCUCGUCUACCGUGGCACUCAGUAAUUCCGCGCCCCCGGACAUGGCCUGCGGCUGCGAGGCUUGUAAUGAGCGCAGGGAGAUUUCAGCAGAGACUGAACGGGAUUCCCAGCAGCUCCAAAAUUACUGGUCAGACGUACGGUACAUGAUCCGCUGCAUAUACCGGCAGGCUGGGACGCCUUUGGCGGACGACCAGGACCAAUCCCUGGUGCCAGAAAAGGAUGGAAUGAAAGAUUUAGUGGAUAGGUUAUGUGAAAGAGAUCCUUACCAACUAUACCAGCGCUUGGAGCAGCAGGCACGGGAAUAUGUACUGGAAAUGAAGGUCCGCCUGCUCAAGCAUUUAUCCUUGGGGUUCAAGGUGACCUCAAGCAUACAGGGACCCCCGCAGGCUCAUCAGUUCGUCUCCCUGCUUCUCGAAGAGUAUAGCGCCCUCUGCCAAGCGGCUUGCACAAUCAGCACCUUUCUCGUCACUCUGGAAAACGAACAUUUAAAGAAAUUCCAGGUGACGUGGGAAUUGCACAAUAAGCAUCUAUUUGAAAAUCUGGUAUUUUCUGAACCGCUGCUACAGAACAGUUUGCCGGCUCUGGUUUCACAGUUAAGGCUUGGGACGGCAUCACAUGACUCGUAUAGUGAAGAUAUGUACAGUACCUUGCUUCAAAGGUAUCACCAGUUAGAACAGGAGAUGAGUCAGAUAUCUGAAGAAUGGCUGGAGUGUCAGAAAAGGAUUGAUAAUUACGUAGAUGAACAGAUGGCUUUGAAAACCAAACACAGAAUGCUUAAAGAAGAUUGGGAAUUCUUUAAACAAAGGCGGUUUAUUGAAGAACAAUUAAAUAACAAAAAAACAUUGACUGGGGAAAACAACUUCACGGACAAAAUGAGACAUAUGCUUUCAACACGAAUGUGCAUGUCUGACUGUCCAAACUGCAACUACAGGAGAAGGUGUACCUGUGAUGACUGCAGCCUCUCUCACAUCCUUACUUGUGGUAUUAUGGACACGCCAAUUACAGAUGACAUCCACUUAAAUCAACUACCACUACAAGUGGAGUCCGCUCCAGAUUACCUGUCGGAGAUCCACCCGCCCAGUAUGUCUUCAGCCAGCUCUGGCUCAGGUUCCAGUUCUCCCAUCACAAUCCAGCAGCACCCCAGACUUAUCCUUGCAGACAAUGGUUCUGCACCAACAUUUGGUAGUGAUGACGAAGACGGUUCUCCUUUAUCAGCAAAAUUUGCUGAUAUUUAUCCAUUGAAUAGCUAUGACGAUGCGGAAGUUGUAGCUAACAUGAAUGGAACGCAUGGUGAACUCAACGGUGGAGGGGAGAACAUGGCUUUAAAAAAUGAGUCCCCUGGAGUGAGCAGCACAAGCAGCAGCUCCUCGGAAGCCGAUGAUGAAGAAGCCGAUAGAGAAAGCGGAGGAGAGCAGCACAAUCUUCCAAAAGAAGACAUUCGCUUGGGGAAAAGGUCACAGAGAAAGGAUACGGGGAAGAUGGACAGCCCACCCCCAUCCUACCUCGGUCCUCAGGGUGACUCUGUACCCAAUUCCUGCGAGUGUCAUGUGUGCAAGCAAGAAGCCUCCGGUCUUUCACCAUCGGCCCUUGUAGGGGGACGUCUGCCUCCUGGACAUCAGUUUAUAAAUCCAGAGAAGCCGGCACAUCCAGCACUUCACCUGUAUCCCCAUAUCCACGGACACUUACCGUUACACACAAUCCCUCACAUGCCCCGGCCGCUUAUACACCCCACGCUGUAUGCAGCGUCUCCGUUUGCACACAAUAAGGCCUUGCCUCCAACAACUGUUCAGAAUCAUACAAACAAACAUCAGGUAUUCAACGCGUCUCUGCAAGACCACAUCUAUCCCAGCUGCUUUGGAAAUUCCCCGGAAUGGAACCGGUCGAAGUUCAUGAGUCUUUGGGGGUCGGAAAUGAUGAACGACAAAGCCUGGAACCCUGCAACUUUUUUACCUGACCCGCUUGCAGGGGGUGAUAUAUUAGGGCCAGCACUCCCCGAAAUCCGACCAGAGGCACUCCCCCCUACAACUAGUAACGACACGUUACCGGUGCCAGAUGUGAAGGAGAAAAAAAACACUGCCAAAAAGAAAUGUCUCUACAAUUUCCAGGAUGCCUUUAUAGAAGCAAAUAAGGUUGUCAUGGCAACCUCAUCUGCAACUUCCUCCGUUUCUUGCACUGCUACCACGGUCCAGUCUAGCAGCAACCAGUUUAAAGUGUCAUCAAAGAGGCCUUCUUCCAUAGGUGAAGUAUUUCACAACAUCAAAGAGGACCAUCGGCAUACUUCCCCACCCGUCGCCCCUCGGAACAGCCCCACCAGCUUAGCCCCUCUCCCGUCUCUGUCUCCUGGCUCGCACUCCUCCGCUUCCGCUCCGCACCUAACAAAUAUCGCUGCUCAGUCGUUCCCCAAAACAGCCUCCACCGCCCCGGGGUUCGGGGAUCCGCAUUUAGGGUUUUGUCCGUCUACAGCUGCACCUCCUACGUCCACGGCAGAGAGCUCGCUAAGCGCCCCGCCGAGCGUCUGCAGUGACCCGGACUGCGAGGGACAUCGAUGUGAGAACAAUGGUGUGUACGAACCUCAGCAAUAUGACGGCGAGGAAAGUCAGGACGAAGACAGCUGCUCGGAACACAGCUCUAGUACGUCGACCUCAACCAAUCAGAAAGAAGGAAAGUACUGCGACUGCUGUUACUGCGAGUUCUUCGGCCACGGCGGGCCUCCAUCAGCACCAACUAGUAGAAAUUACACAGAAAUGAGAGAAAAACUUCGCCUGAGGCUGACAAAAAGGAAAGAGGAGCAGCCGAAGAAAUCGGAUCAGGUCUCGGAAAGGGACGGCGUCGUCGACCAUCGGAAAGUGGAAGACCUCGUUCAGUUCAUCAACAGCUCCGAGGCCAAGCCCGUGAACAGCUCCAGAGCGGCGAAGCGCGCAAGACACAAACAAAAAAAGGGUUAUGGGGCGAGCCCAGCAGUCAAUGUAAUUUUUAGCCAUGUGCUCGGCUCAGAGAGGAGCGUGCAGGAAUCCUGCGCCGGCACGACUGAGGAAAAGACAGAGAAAGCAGAAGCCGAGCCGGACGCAGAACCACCAGGAAGGCAGCAGCUGGAGGAAAAGGCCCGUCAGGAAGCAGAAGCCAGGGAGAAGGAAGAGCUGCAAAUGUUUGAGGAGCAGAGACACAGGGAGGAAGAAGAGCGGUUGAAGCAUGAACUGCAACGCCACCAGGAGUGCCAGGCUCUGAAGAAAAAGAAAAAAGACCGGUCCAACAAAGAGUCGCAGAGGAGCGAUCGCCCAACACACCACUCUCUUUCCACUAAGGAACCCACACGCCUAACCUCUGAAGCUCUGCCCAAUGGUACAUUGGAACAGCUAGAGGUUAAGGAAACGUUACCCACCCAAAUUCUGGGGAGACCAUUACAUAAAGUAGAGCAGAACGCAAUAUUUGAAGCUAUAAGCGAGCCACCAAACCACGCAGACAUAAGAGACUUCAAACCAUAUGCUCAAAAGGAGGUGAAGGCGAAGCAGCAGGAGCAUCUCUCUAUGCUUUUAGACUUGGUGCAUCAGAAGGAGAACUCUGCUAAGCAAAAGCUGCCCAAAGCGCAAACCCCAAAACUUAGCCCCGAACAAGUAGAACAUUCUGAGGCUUCUAAGCUGACCGAGGUCCAACCAAAAGCAAGGAACCAAAGUGAAGCCAAAGUCAAACCAAUGGAAGUUUCACCAGUUGUCGAGCCGAAGGAUGAGAAAAGGGCAAAUGGUAACAACAAGAAGCAACUGAACCACGUGAAAGAUGACAAACUGACAUGCGCAAGCGACCACUCAACUCUUACGGAGCAACCACAGAACAACAAGCAGCCCACCACCACAGAAUCCCCCCAGCCCAAGGGGAAAAGCAAGAAGAACAAGAAGAAGAAAGGCGAUAAAGUCAAUAACUCCAUUGAUGACGUUUUUCUCCCGAAAGACAUUGACCUGGACAGCGUGGAAAUGGAUGAGACGGAAAGGGAAGUGGAAUACUUUAAAAGGUUCUGCUUAGACUCGGCCAGGCAAACACGGCAAAGACUUUCAAUCAAUUGGUCCAACUUUAGCUUGAAGAAGACGACUUAUGCCGCUCACUGAAUCCUGGCAGCUUGAAGGGGGCGACCCUGUCCGAAUCGAUCCCACUGAUUUUAUGCCCUGCUGUCCGAGCGCUUAUCCAGGCCUUGAGCCAGAGCUGCCUUGCCUUCCCCUACCAGUGCUGUGUGGAGCGGCACUGGAUCCACCCCUGGCCUGAGAGUUCUUGCUGAUCCGAAGAAAAUGCCACUUUCUACCUGAAUUUGUUAGCUUGUGUGCUUGUAGUCUGUGAGUGAGACUUUUGGUUGUAGCAAUACGCUCUCUCCUUCUUGCCUUGGCCUCCGACUUAAGACUGGUUCCUUGGGAUGACUGAGGCAAAAGAAAAAAGCUAAUUGCAUCAUUGACUGUGGCUCCUGUCACUUCUGCAGAAUGCUAUGACUUAUCACACGGACUACUGGAAAAAGGAAUGGACUCCAAUAUAUUCAUCUGCUCCGAAAUCCUACAACCUCACAGGAAAAAACAAACAAACUCAUGAACAAGCAUUUUUGCAAGUUCUCACAAUCUACUGUUUCAAAGAAGUGUACGAGUUACACUUAUGUGUUUAAUCCCCCGGCCCCCCUGGACUCGUAGCCAGCUUGUGUAAGAAUACCUGCAGAAUGAGAAAGUAAAAGAAAAAAAAAAUCCAAAAAAAAGAAACUCACACUAUCGAUCUGUUAGAGUGUAUAAUUGUAUUAACACUGAAGCCCGAGCGGCUACUUUUUUAACAUAUUGUUAAGUAAUAUUAAAAUCAUGUCUUUCUUUUUGAAAGAUGGAAUACAUUA
Messenger RNA from Spea bombifrons (plains spadefoot toad), 5686 nucleotides. RefSeq names its product family with sequence similarity 193 member A (gene FAM193A). Bases 225 to 4931 code for a protein of 1568 amino acids. The record is from RefSeq and is a predicted model, not a curated record. The transcript has 23 exons. NCBI's taxonomy places the organism in Eukaryota, Metazoa, Chordata, Amphibia, Anura, Pelobatidae.